Messenger RNA from Oikopleura dioica, 723 nucleotides. The record is from the annotation of a GenBank genome assembly. NCBI's taxonomy places the organism in Eukaryota, Metazoa, Chordata, Appendicularia, Copelata, Oikopleuridae.
AUGGACUUUGGAAAUCGAUGGAAAGCGCUAGAAGAACUGGAGCGUUCUCAAAUCGAGCAAGUGAAGUUCGAAUCUGCAGAAAGAAAGCAACGCCUAGAGCAGGAGAUGCGAGUAGGAAUCGGCGAGGAGCAGGAACGACUAAUUCGACGAGAGAUGGAACAACAACAAGCUCGAUUGCGACAAAUGGAAGAAUCUCGACGUCAGCGCCAGGAGCAACUCCGUGCCCGUCAUGAGCAAGAAAUUGAACAGUCGAAGCGUCAACGACUCUCUCUCAAUGAAAAUCACGAACAACUCAAGAAUCUUGUUGAAGGUGCCGGAAUGCGCGCGCCUGAGACUUACCGACCUCCUCCAACCUACAGAAAGCCAGAGCAAAUGGAAAUGGACGGGGGUUGGAGAGAUAAUGACUUCGGCUCCCAGAACCAAAGCUUCGAUAAUGACUCCCGAGGCCAAAACAAUCAGUGGCCAUCUCCUGUACAAAGAGGCGGUCGAGGUGGAGGACCUCGUGGCGGAGGAGGACCGCGAGGCGGCUUCUCUGGUAGCCAAAACUUUGACCCUAUCCAGGUCCCAGAAAGUUCUCUUGCAAUAGAUGAAAAGAUCCAAGAACUCGAAAAAAAGGCAGGAUUAUAUAUUUUCAUUUCAAAUGUUUUAUGCACAGAAUCAAAACUGGCCUCAGCAUUUCGAAUCUCUCAGAAAGAUUACCUGUUAUCAAGCGGAGAACUAUGA